This is a messenger RNA of Cyprinodon tularosa, 9602 nucleotides long. It is a transcript of the gene col7a1l, whose product is annotated as collagen type VII alpha 1-like. The coding region runs from base 252 to 9296 and encodes 3014 amino acids. The transcript is spliced from 108 exons. The record is from RefSeq and is a predicted model, not a curated record. NCBI's taxonomy places the organism in Eukaryota, Metazoa, Chordata, Actinopteri, Cyprinodontiformes, Cyprinodontidae. Gene Ontology annotation, molecular function: protein binding; serine-type endopeptidase inhibitor activity.
UUCAUUCACUUUAACACACCUAUCCUCUGUCUCUCAGAUACAGACAGAUCUACUUCUUUGCUCUCUUUCACUUGAUAAUCUGCAGCUUGACUUGGAUAGUUUUUAUGUUGUUUUUCUUUUGACUCUUGAAAGAUUGAACUCAAAGGAUAAUGUCUUCAUUGAUGGGAGCAAGGAGGCGCAGUAAUUGAUUGAUAAGUGGAGCUGAGAAGAGCUGGAAAGGAGGAACAGGUGACUAGAGGAGGAAGACGAGUAUGGGGCAUUCAUCUGUCUGGAUCUUUCUGUUGUGCUUCACACUCUUUCAUCAAAGGGCUGCAGCACAAGCUGAAGCUUGCAGGACAGCAGUUCAAGCAGACAUUGUGUUCCUGGUGGACGAGUCAUGGAGUGUGGGUCAGACCAGCUUUUCCAGAGUCAAAGACUUCAUCUCAGCCAUCAUGUCCUCCUUUCAGGACAACACAGUAGGAGCUGAGGGGGUUCGCUUUGGAGUCACGCUCUUUGGGGAUGUUCCAAGGAUGCUGGUUGCUUUGACAGACUACAGUUCACUAGAGGAGGUGCUCAGAACUGUUGGAGACCUCCCCUACGGUGGAGGAUCCAGGAAAACAGGCAGUGCUCUGCAGUUUCUUGUAGAUUCUGUGUUCAGCCCUGCCAUCAGCAGAGACUUUACCCCAAAGAUUGCUGUUUUGAUCACAGCGGGGAGCUCUGAUGACCGGGUCGAUCUUGGUGCCAAAGCAGUUGCAGACAGUGGGAUAACACUCUUUGCAGUUGGUGUAAGAGGAGCUGAUGUGUCGGAGCUAAGAAGGAUUGUGUCCAAGCCCUUCGAGGAGCAUCUUUUGCAAUGUGCAGAUUUCUAUCUCCUGGAAACACUUCUUCCUAAACUGUCCCGGAGGUUAUGCAUCAGUGCGUCUGAGCCACCACGACCUGUAAAAAUCACUAAGCAAAGUGAAGAGAAUGUGGUGGGUCCCAGAGACCUGCAGGUGAGCGAGUUAGCUCACAGCUCGCUCAGGCUUACAUGGAGCCAAGCUACAGGUGAUGUCACUGGAUAUCGCCUCCUGAUCACACCUCUCAGCUCUAAGGGUCAACUCCUGCUGAAUCAGCAGAGACAGCUGAAUCUGAAGGCAGAUGUGAGCUCCACCAUGGUGAUGGAGCUGAGUCCAAAGACAGAGUAUUCUCUCACCCUCUAUGCUAUCUACCCAAACCUCAUUGGCAACUCUGAAACAAUCCCAGUGAAAACAGCUUCGUUACCCAAAGUAUCAAACUUCCGUGUUAUCGAAGAAGGUCCCUUCUCUCUACGUCUUGGCUGGACACCUCCUCUGGGAAAGCUCAACGGGUUCAAGAUCUUUAUACCUAGGUCCAACAGACCAGGAUUAACAUACGAGCAGCUGCUUCCUGGGGACAUCUCCUCUCAUGUGAUUGACAGCCUGGAGGAAGAUAAAAAGUAUACCAUCAGUAUCUAUGCUGUUUAUCCCGAGGGGCCAAGUGAACCAGUGUCCAUAGCGGGAAAAACACUAAAAGUAGUACCAGUUAAGCAAUUUUUGGUCCAGAAUGCCACCACAGACACUGUGCAAGCAAGGUGGCAAUCAGUCAAGGGAGCAACGGGAUACCGUCUGACAUGGGCGUCCCCAGAUGGCCACAUAGAGAACAUCAACCUUGGAGAUAACUUCAACUUCUACAUGAUCCAGGGCCUUCACUUAGGCUCUGAGUACACAGUCACAAUUAACCCCAUCUUUGGAGACAUUGAAGGGCCAGUCACCACCAACAAAGUCAAAACAUUGGAAAGCAGUGCUGUUCAGACUUUAAAGGUCUCCGCUGUAAGCACCAAUUCAGCUGUUGUGUCUUGGAACAAAGUCCCAGGGGCCACAGGUUACAGGCUGGCAUGGGGACCCACCCCAGAGUUUAUUGGCAGAGAUCGUCCAAGACAGUUGGCUUUGAACAGCAGCACUACAGAGUACAAGCUAAAGAACGUUGCCCAUGAUACAGAAUACGUGUUGACACUAUAUGUGCUGUUUGGGUCUGCUGUUGGGCCUGGGAUCUCUGCAACCUUCCGAACUUCUCCUUUAGGUUAUGUGUCAAACUUUAAGGUGACGUCGUAUACCAGUACCUCUAUAGCAGUAGAGUGGAGUCCCAUUGUUGGAGCAACAGAGUACAAACUUUCCUGGUACACAGAUGAUAGCAAACCACAGUUCCAGUAUUUGGACCGAAGUGUCCUGUUGCACCAGAUUAAGGAUCUCAACCCACAGACCAUCUACACCAUUACCAUCUGUGCAGUUUAUGGAAACUCAGAAGGACCAGAGAUCUCUUUGUCUCAACUAACGGCUGCAGUGUCACAGACGGAGCCAAUCCAGCCAGUUAGGGAGUUGAAAGUUGUGGACAUUGGACUUAAUUCCUUCACCCUGUCUUGGAAGAAAACACCAGGAGUUUCAGGAUACAAAGUUUCCUGGAUUCCCUUUCUUGGGGGUAAAGAAGAGUCCCAAGUGGUACCUGCUGCUUCCACUACCUUCACCAUGGGCAACCUUCAGGAGAGCUCGGCAUAUAAGAUCCAGGUUUCCCCUGUAGUUGGUAGCAGAGAAGGUAGUCCGGUUCUGGUAACUGCACGAACUUUGGAUCUUGCAAAAGUGGAGGGAUUUUCUGCUCUAAACACGACUGAGAGCAGCACAGUUCUGAACUGGACCCGUGUAGCAGGAGUCUCUGGCUAUCUUCUCUCUUGGAGGCAUAUUUCAGUGUUGGAGACAAAAACCGAAACUCUGGGUCCUGCCUUUUCAUCCUAUAAGAUCAGUGACCUGCAGUAUGGCAGAACAUACAUUUUCUCCAUCAGGCCUUUGUAUGGAGAAGUGGAGGGACCUAUAAGCACCGUAUAUCAGAGAAUACUGGGGCGGGAUGAUGUUGUGAAACCAGACCAGUCUGUUCCAGCCACUGUGGCUCCUAACUCCCCUCCCAUCACUGCUGACCCCCCAACUGCCUCCACCAUUACUCAACCAGCCACCAGAGUCCCUGACCCCCCCACAGCUCCACCGCCUACUAAAUCCAUAACUAAAAAGCCACUGAUUGAGCCCAGCGUCACUGAAGCCAAGAAGGUCACAGUCACGUCCAUGAAACUGAGCACAACUGCCACAAAACUAACAGCUCCACCACAGCCAGUGUGUGGGAAGACCAAAGCAGACAUAGUGUUUUUGGUGGAUGAGUCCUCAAGCAUUGGAGUUAAUAACUUUGCCAAGAUGAAAGACUUCAUGUUUCGAGUGGCUACUUACUUCCCUGUUAUCGGCUCGCAUGGCACACAGAUAGCUGUGGUUCACUACAGCGAUGAGCCCCGCGUUGAAUUCAAUUUAAGUGACUUCAAAGACAGAAACUCUUUGCUCAGGGCUAUCAGAGGGCUGCGUUACACAGGUGGCAACACCAAAACAGGGAAAGGCAUCAGCUAUGUCCUACAGGAAUUGUUCAAGGAGUCUUUGGGAAUGAGGCACGACGUGGCCCAUGUUCUGGUUCUGAUCACAGAUGGCAGGGCCCAGGAUGAUGUGAUGCCACCUUCCAGGAUUGCCCGGGCUUUAGGGGUUAGCAUUUUAGCAGUUGGAGUUUCGAAUGCAGACAUCGAGGAGCUCAACAAAAUUGCAGCUCCCAGCAGUUAUACAAAUAUCUUUUACUCGCCCACCUUUGAUGACUUCCCCUCCAUAGAGAGAGAAUUUAUCCAGAGCAUCUGCAGCGAAGAGCUUCUUUCUGAAUUCAAACUAGAGGAUGAGUUUGCUCAGUUGGAUACACCGACCGAAGACCCAGAGGAGCUGAAUAAGCCUUUAGAUCCCUGCUCCUCACAGUGUGUCAAGGGCCAGAAAGGGGAAAAGGGAGAUGGUUUUGGUCUUGGAGGUCUGAGAUUCAGGCAAAGUCCUGGACAGUUUGAUCCUUUCAUAUCAUCCAAAGGAGAAAGAGGAGAGAAAGGCUCUCCUGGAACAGAUGGUAUCCCUGGGUUACCAGGGCGACCGGGAAGGACUGGACCACCUGGUUCUGCUGGUCAGCGGGGCCUUCCAGGUGUCCCAGGGGAUAUGGGUCCCCCUGGCCUCCCUGGCUCAAAGGGACAGAGGGGAGAGAGGGGAGAGCCUGGUUAUGUUAUAGCUGGAACAGAUUCAAAUUAUGUACCUGGAAGAAAAGGAGAACCCGGAUCUUCGGGCCCGCAGGGACCACCUGGGGUACCAGGAGCAAAUGGAUCCCCUGGCCUCCCUGGCCAACCAGGCCCACCAGGAUCACCAGGAAUAUCUGUGAAAGGAGAUCCUGGAGUGCCGGGAGCCAAAGGUUUGCGGGGGAAGCAAGGCAUUAAAGGAGACAAAGGAGAGCCGGGAAUAGAUGGUAUUGCAGGUCUUCCUGGUCCCAUUGGUAUAGAUGGCGUACCAGGAUUACAAGGUCAGAAAGGAGAAAAGGGUGAAGAUGGGCUUGGUAUACAAGGAGUUCAAGGUCCUCCAGGAGAGAAAGGAGAGAAGGGAAAUAUGGGCCUUACAGGAACAGAUGGAACAAAGGGUGACCGUGGAGACCAAGGCAUCCCAGGACUAGGUGGACCCCGGGGAAAAAAGGGAUUGAAAGGAGAGAAAGGGGACAAGGGAGAGCAGGGAGAAAAGGGAUCUGAUGGACCUCAAGGACCUCAUGGACUAACUGGGCCGAUGGGUUUAAAAGGAGACGAAGGACCAAGAGGAGCCCCAGGAGAUCCUGCCAAGGGUAUAAUUGGGCCAACUGGAAAAAAGGGUGCCAGGGGAGAUGUCGGCCCGGUUGGACCCACGGGUCCUCAGGGAAUCAAAGGAGACAGAGGAGAUAAAGGACAAAAGGGAAGUCCUGGUUUUGGGAUACCAGGUUUGCCUGGACAAAAGGGGAUAAAUGGUGAGAGGGGAAAUGUUGGACUAUCAGGAAAACCAGGGCCAAAGGGCAGGGAUGGUGCAAAAGGCGAAAAGGGGACUGUUGGCUUACCUGGAAAUCCUGGAGACCCAGGAUUAAGAGGUAAAGAUGGAGCAUCUGGACUUAAGGGAGAACCAGGGAUGAAGGGUGAACCAGGGUCAACAGGAGAGCCUGGUGAAAGAGGAAUUAGGGGUCCACUGGGGUUACCGGGGCGACCAGGUGACCCUGGAGAAAAAGGCGAACCUGGUGUUCCUGGUGUUGAUGGAAAGAAAGGUGACAAAGGAGAGACGGGGAAACCUGGACCUCCGGGAACACAAAUUGUGGCUGACAACAACAUUCUGACCAGAGUCAUCAAGGGUGACCCUGGAGAACCGGGUCAGCCUGGCUUGAGAGGAGAAGCAGGUUUACCUGGACCAAGGGGUCCAGAAGGGAAACCUGGAUUACCAGGACAGUCUCAGGGCUCUGGAAAAGAUGGACUUGACGGUGUUCCAGGAAAACCCGGAGUAAAGGGUGACAAAGGGCAAAAAGGAGAGCCUGGUCCAAGAGGAGAAAAGGGAGACCAAGGGAUUGCUGGAAUGCCUGGAUUACCAGGAAGUCCGGGGAGACCAGGAAUAGAUGGGAAAAGAGGCCUGACUGGAAAAGAUGGUGAAAAAGGACCCAAAGGAGAUGAUGGAAAAAAGGGAGAUAAAGGAGAUUCAGGUGUGAAUGGGAAGGAUGGAAACAAAGGGGAGCCAGGGCCUCCAGGCUUGCCUGGUAGGCAGGUGCUUGUCACUCCUGAGGGAUCCACAAUUGAUGAAAUCCGGCAGGCAUUUCCAAUCCCGAUGGGUCCACCAGGAGCUACUGGGGCACCAGGAAUGAAGGGUGAUAAAGGUGAACAAGGCCUGAAAGGGGAUAAGGGUGAUGCUGGAGCUCCUGGAAAGUCUCUGGAGAUGAAGGACAUUGAGAGGAUGUUUGAAGAUUAUGGAAUAAGGCUGCCUCUGUUGAAGGCUUUGAUUGACAGGCUGCUGCAGGACGGUAUAGAGGAGCUGCUUCAUGUGCUCAUUUCAUCCAAGAAAAAGGAAAAAACAGACACUCACACCUCCAAUGUCAUCACUGAGUACACAAGUUCCUUGAAAUUUGACCUCACCAGCCAGCCACUGACAGAACUGGACACUGAGGACAGAGAUUUAGAGGACCAGCUUGGUGAUACUUUGUCAUCCGAUCCUUUGUCUGAAACUCUGGAGGGUCCGACAUUGUGGACCAUGACUACAGUAGAUGGAGAAGAGAAAUUAAAUGAUAUUGAGACCAAAUUAACAGGAUCCAAAGAGACGGGAGAAGAAGAAUGGGAUAGGGCCGAAGAGUCAUCACUUAAAAGGAAUCAGACUCUGGUCAACUCUACUUUGAACUAUACGAAUGAGACAGUCUCAGGGUUGCCUAAAACUGUUCUGGAGACUGUUCUCCUCACUCAGGAUGACCCACUGAAGAAGAACGCUGCACCAAAGAAGAAGAACAGGGGACAUGGGAAAGGCAAAGGAAAUAAAGGACGGCAUAAGAGGCAGAGACAUCGCCUGAUAAGUAAUGAGCAAAAAGAAGAAGAAAAUGAGGAAUUUUAUGGCAGCGAAGAAUACACUUAUGAAUAUGAGGAAGAACCUCUCCCUGAUGAAGAAACAGUCUCUUGGGCGAGGACAGAGAAAACAGAGGAGGAGCAGUUAUCCACUCAACUUCCUCCCCAGUUUGAAACCUCCAGUCGUCCUCUAGCCACUGACCAGGAAACGAAUGCUCAGAUUAUUACAACACCAACAGUCUCUCCAUUACAGCUUAAGGCUGGUGUAGAAAAGGAAAAUGUGGCACUGCCUACUCCUCCAGCAACAGGAGAACCAGAUGAGGCACCUGGACUUCAAACUAGAGUGAAAAGAGACACCUUUAGGCAUGACUCAAUGGUAUUUAUGCCAGGUGCUCCAGGUGGAAGAAAUCGGAUUAAAGAAAUACAAAAACAACUGGCCUCUGGUGCUCAGGGUUACAGCAAAUGGAGAACAGAAAAGCUCCUCAACAAUGUCAACAGUAGAGAAAUGGAAGAGAAAAAGUUAUACAGUGAGAUAAACAGAGAGGUAAUAUUUGGAGAAGAUGAUCUGACUGGAGGAGAGGGGGUAGCCGAACCAGGUGGAUACCCAGAAACUGACCCGGAUCCAGUCUAUGAGGAGAUAGAGGAGGAGAGGAGUGGCGACUAUGACUGGGAGAUGGAGGAAGAUGUAGAUCGGGAAAGGGAAAAUGAAGAGGAAGAGGAGUUGGAGAGGCAAAGAGUGAGGGAGAGGUUGGAAAUGGAAAGGGAAAGAGAGGAGCUGGAGAAGGAGAGGGAGGCUGAAUAUGAGAUGGAGAAAGAGGAAGAUGUGGAUGGGGAGACGACGGAGCAGGACGUUGAUAGAAACUUGGAAAGGGAGGAGUGGGAAAGGCAGAGUGCAGAGAUGGAGAGGCAAAGGUUGGGGGGAUACAGUGAAGAAACUGGACAGCCAUCACCUUAUCCUCCUGAGUACUUUUUUCUGAAGGGGCACCCAGGUGAAAAUGGGAAACCGGGACCAAAGGGUGAAAUUGGUGAAAAAGGACAAAAGGGUGAGCCAGGCAUUGGCCAUAGAGGACCAGAGGGACAAGCUGGUCCUCCAGGGCAAAAGGGUGAGCCAGGAGAACCAGGACCUCCAGGAGCGCAGGGCAUCCAAGGUAUUCGUGGAAAUGCAGGAAUUCAUGGCUCCCCAGGAUUUAAGGGGAAUCCAGGUGACCCAGGAGAACCAGGCAGAGAUGGUGAACGGGGUAAAAGAGGGAAGAAUGGAUCAUCUGGACCUCCAGGACCUAGAGGGCCACCAGGACCUGAUGGUCUUCCUGGAUUACCUGGUGUUAAAGGAGAAAAGGGUGAUGGCAUUCCAGGACAGCCUGGUGCUAGAGGGUUGCCUGGUCCACCAGGGAGAACGGGGGAAAAGGGCACACCAGGCAAUAAAGGAACUCCGGGUCAUAUUGGUCCAAAAGGCUUACGUGGUAGCAAAGGAGAAAAGGGAGAUCGUGGGGUACCUGGACUAAGAGGAGAAAGGGGGAGUGUGCUUCAGAUUCAGGGACCUCGUGGUUUCAAGGGUUUCAAAGGGGAUGCGGGUGAGAGAGGUCUACCAGGUUUUGACGGAGAUAAAGGAGAGAAGGGUGAGGAUGGGCCACCAGGAGUUAAGGGCCUUAAGGGGGAUGCAGGCACUAAAGGUGCACUCGGACGAUUUGGAGCACGAGGACCAGUAGGCCAGAAAGGGGAGCCAGGAGAGCCAGGGCUGAAUGGAGUCAUGGGAAGCAAUGGAAAGCAUGGAAAAGAUGGAGAGAAAGGUGACAAAGGAGAUAUUGGACUUCAAGGCAUGAAGGGCAAUCAGGGUGAUCCUGGAGAACCUGGCUUACCAGGAGAAAGAGGAGAAAAAGGAGAAAAGGGUUUCAGGGGUUUUCAUGGACGCACUGGUAGUCCCGGUCUAGAUGGUGAAAAGGGAGAUCCGGGUUUGCCUGGUAGUGCAGGUUUACCAGGACUUAAUGGACUCACAGGGCGUAAGGGUGAUAAAGGAGAAGGAGGGACCAAUGGGAGUGACGGUGAUCCAGGACAGAAAGGAGAUAAGGGUGCUACAGGGUUCCCAGGAUUUCCAGGCUUCAAGGGAUCAGCUGGAAGUCCAGGAAGAGAUGGAGAUGAGGGACCGCCGGGACCUCCAGGUCCUCAUGGUGAUCCAGGGCCUAAGGGCGAGAGAGGCAGAAGAGGCAAAUCGAAACCAUGUCAGAGGGGGCUGCCUGGAACACAAGGGCUACGAGGAGAAACUGGUUCAGAGGGUUUGGAAGGAGCGAAAGGAGAGAAAGGAGAGCCUGGACUAUCAGCUGAGGAAGUAAAGGAGCUUGUCACUCAGGAGGUGGUAGAAAAAUGUGGGCUGGAAUACAAGUUUAUGGUGAAGUCUGUGGAUCCUGAUGCAUCGUAUGUGGUACCUGGAAGCAAAACUACCACUAAGCUAGAAGAGUUUGCGGAUGCUAUCUCUACUGCUGAAAGUAUUGAUUGGAGGGAACAAAGCAUUCGGAAAGAUGAACAUAACAUCAAGAUGAAAGAAAUGAAAAGUGUUUCUCUGCUAAAUCUUGAAGAAGCCCAGAUUUCACUUAACCUCACUGAUCCUCUUGAAGGAUGGGCUGUGAAGUCGAGAGAGAGGAGGAGGAGAAGAAGAGUAUCUGGUACCAAGGAUACUGUGACAGACCGCUGUUUGCUGCCAAUGUCAGAAGGAGCUUGUUUGGACUACGCACUGGUCUGGUAUUUCCACAUCCAAUCAGGGAAAUGCAGGCCUUUUGUUUAUGGUGGCUGUGGUGGCAACCAAAAUCGAUUUCCAUCCAGAAAGGAGUGUGAAACUCUAUGUGUGAUAAAAGGUGGCGCUAUAGACUUUAUGGAGGAACUACCUUCAGACAGAUGAUCCUAUCCUGGAAUCAGCUGUCUGACAAAGUUUCAGUAAAUCAAUAUGGUGUUAUGCUUUGUUUUCGUUUUCUGUGUUUUUUUUUAUACAUUUUUUUGUGUGUGUGAAAAUUUUUGUUUUUUUCUUCUUACAAAUGUUUAAUUCUGACAAAAUUGUUGACCAAAAUAUGAACAAAUGUUCAAAUCUGUAUUUUAUCUUUACUUUUGUCAUGUUUUUUAUGGGUAAAACCAACUUGAUUGGACCUAUUUAAUGUGAUUAUAAGGAAUGCUACUGAAAAAAUAAAACUGCUUUGUGUUUGUGAUUUUA